AUGCGCCAGAGUAUGGCGGUGAGAGGCAACCAAGAGAUGGGUGGCUUUAAGUUGCUGGAGGAAGAUGCUCUAGAUGACCGGCCAUGUCCGGCGGUCAAGAGAUUUGUUUCCUCCAUUCUUGACCGCAAGGACAUGAAAGACCAAGAGGUCGCUUCCAGCUUUCGCAGUAAACACAUCAAACUGAUAUAUGGUCUUCUUUGCAGGGUGGCAGCAUCUGCCCAGAUCCAGAUAAACCCCAACAUGCCAGGCACUUUCUUCAACAAGGGCAUAUGCCCCCCUGGGUCUUACCAGACACAGCAUGUCCAAAUCAACCAUCACCGUCCAGGCAUGGUCAACAUGUCGGCACAUCAUCCCCAGAUACGAACCCCUGUAGACUCCCCACUUGACCAAGGUUACUUUUCAAAUGAGUCUGCAGGCAACUGCAGCAGUAGUUCAGCGGCUUCUCCUGCCUUCACGUCCUCGUCCAUGUCUUCCUUGUCUGCCACCUCCACCAUCAUGGCAGCUGACCACAGCCAGAAGGUGUCACAGAAAGGUAGCCUACCGCAGCAGCAGAUCCCAGGUGAGAUAUGUGUGUUUCUGGAAGGGUUAUCUUUAAACCUGUUCAUGCAGCUCUCUCUCUCUCUCUCUCUCUCUCUCUCUCUCUCUCUCUCUCUCUCUCUCUCUCUCUCUCUCUCUCUCUCUCUCUCUCUCUCUCUCUCUCUCUCUCUCUCUCUCUCUCUCUCUCUCUCUCUCUCUCUCUCUGUGUGUGUCACAUGUAAACCCACCCACCCAUCUGACGGUCCCUUCCACCCACACACAUUACCUCACAUGGGUCCAUGUGCUGGACCUGGUUGUGCAGCUUGUAAACUGAAUCAGACUAGCCGACCCCAGAUCCUCUCAUCGCAGCAGAAGUUUAUUCAGCACCUCAUCAUGGAUGAGGGCAACUCGGCUUACCGCUCUCACCCACUCUUCCCACUGCUGCGAGAUCUGGUGAUUGCGGAGAUGAAUUUCGACAACCCGAGGUUCCACUACCAACAGUUACUGAGCUUGCUGCCCAAUGAUUUUAACAAGCUGCUGCAGAACUUUCUCCAUCGCAACCCACCCUCGGGCCACUACCAGAGCAACCAUGCCGUGGAAAGUGUUAUCAUGGACAGUCUGAGACUGGCACAUGGUAAUCUUUUAGACAAGAUCCGUCACCGCCAGGAACUGGAAAAAGCCAAAGCCAACUCAUCAGUUACUUUGAGAACGAUGGAAGAGUUUUGUCACAAGUUUGAUCACACAGUCAAUGGACCUAUGCAGGGCGGACCUUUACCACCAAACGGCAUGGGCUCUAUGGCACUGAACCACCAUCCCAUGGGUGCAUACCAUGAAAACAGCUACAUCCAGCCUGGAGUGGGACAUGUGUAUCACUCAAUCAAAGACCGGGCAGACAUGUUUGGUGACCCAUCCUUAGCAAGUCCGCAGGCCAGCAAGGCAGAGUCCAAGAAACACCCAAGCUUGCCUAAAGAGGCUGUGGCCAUGAUGAUGGAGUGGUUGCGCAGCCACAAGGACAACCCAUACCCCAACGAUGAUGAGAAAGCCUUACUAAUCAAACAGACAGGCCUGUCGGUCAACCAGAUCAACUACUGGUUCACCAACGCCCGCCGCAGGAUCUUACCCAAGUGGUCUCAGUGCAAGACAUGA
Messenger RNA from Candidula unifasciata, 1662 nucleotides. The record is from the annotation of a GenBank genome assembly. NCBI's taxonomy places the organism in Eukaryota, Metazoa, Mollusca, Gastropoda, Stylommatophora, Geomitridae.